GAGGAGUGGAGGAGAAACCCCGGUCUGCUGAAGGAGAGCGAUGUGAUUGCGCGUGUUCGGGGCGAGAGAGAGAGAGAGAGAGAGAGAGAGAGCGAGAGAGCGGGCAGAGCACGGAGCGAUCAAAUCAAGGCGAAAGUCCGAGCGCGAGCCACCGGGGGUGUGGAUUUCUACCCGGGACAAGUGAAAGUGUCGUCGGUGCGACUUCUGGCCGCACUUUGUUUUCCUUCUCGCCUCCCUCUCCAACCACCCACCCUCCCUCCCUCCCUCCACCCUGCAUUCCGCGGAGCAGCUGCGUUUUAAUGCUCGUGCGCACCCGAGGAGGCGAGGACGGAGCGAAGUGUGAGGAGGACGAGGCUGAAGAGGGAGAAGUGACGAGGCCCGGACAACACCCCUCCUCGCCCCCUGGAGGUCCGCGCACUCCCCCCUCCUGGCCCUGCAUGGACGGGGAUGGGGAGAGCCGGAUGCUGUUGCUGCCGCGGGGCUGAGCGCCUCGCCUGCCCGCGUCCGGCGCGGCGCUUCCUGCCGCCGCUGCUGCUGAUCCUCGUCCUCAACUGCGGCGCGCACUUAGGCGAGUGCCAGGUGGCCACCCCCCAGUGCCGCAUCCAGAAAUGCACCACCGACUUCGUGUCGCUCACCUCCCACCUGACGCCGGCCGUGGACGCCAUUCACACGGAGUUCUGCAAAGCCCUGCGCUCGUACUCGGCCUGCACCCAGAGGACGGCCAAGUCCUGCCGGGGGAACCUGGUCUUCCACUCGGCCGUGCUGGGCAUUUCUGACCUCAUGAGCCAGAGGAACUGCUCCCGAGACGGCCCCACGUCCUCCACGCACCCGGAGGUCCAACCCGAGCCCUGCAACUACCACAGCCGCACCCAGCACGGCCACGUGCACGCCCACGCGCACGCCCACGUGCACGCCCACGCGCACGCCCACGGCCACUCUCGGCCCGGGUACCUGUUCUGCGGGCUGUUCGGGGACCCACACCUGAGGACAUUUAAGGACAGCUUCCAGACUUGCAAGGUGGAGGGGGCGUGGCCUCUCAUUGACAAUGACUACUUGUCAGUGCAGGUCACGAAUGUUCCCGUGGUACCAGGUUCCAGCGCCACGGCAACCAAUAAGAUCACCAUCAUCUUCAAGCCCUACGAGGGCUGCACAGACCAGAGGGUCUACCAGGCAGUCACAGACAACCUUCCCGCUGCCUUCGACGACGGCACCACCAGCAGCGGGGACCCCAUCCACGCCCUGGCCGGCGCCGACGGCGCCACGGGGAAGGUCCGGGCCCUGUGGAUCUCGGAGCGCACGCCGGGCCGCCACGUGGAGCUGCACGCCGGCUACAUCGGCGUGACCGUCAUCGUGCGGCAGCUGGGCCGCUACCUGACCCUGGCCGUGCGCAUCCCCGAGGAGCUGGCCCGGGCCUACGACGCCACCCAGGACCUGCAGCUGUGCCUGAACGGCUGCCCCAGCGCCGAGCGCAUCGACCAGGCGGGCCACCUGCCCCUGCCCCCCGCGCCCCCCGCGCUCGGCCUCCAGCUCCAGCAGCCGCGCCGGCCCAGCUACGCGUCGCAGACUCAGGACCGGCCCCGCGGCGCCGCGCAGGGCUUCGGCGUGGAGGCGGCCAGGGAGCGCUGCAGGGAGCGGCUGGAGGUGCGGGACAUCUACUUCCACUCCUGCGUCUUCGACCUCCUGACCACCGGGGACGCCAACUUCACGGUGGCGGCGUACAGCGCCCAGAAGGACAUGGAGAGUCUGCACCCGCACCGGGACCGGUGGAGGAUCUACCCCCGCGCCUCCGCGCCCGGCUUGCGCUCCGAGUCGCUCACACGUCUGGUUCUGCUGGUGGCGUGUGCUGUGAGCGCGGCGGCGCUGUGAACGGGGGGCGCUCGUACGUGUUGUGCACUAGGAAGAGAGUCGGGGGAGGUUUUAUUCGCUGAGCACUGAUACCGAGCACUGAGUCCUCUCUCGUGCAGACGGGCUGGACAGUUACUGGGAGCAAAGGCUUGAUUUAGACUAAUUACAUCCCACCUGCCAGAAUCUGCCUUGUCCAGGUGAAAACACAGGCGCUGUGGCGCCGCCUCCACAGUCUGUCCGGUGGCGACACACUGUGAUAGACACUCUGACUGUAAAUAGCUCAUCUUGUCUUCAGUGCACAGUGUAACUGCAUAUAGUUUGUUUUUCGUGCCAUUGGAUGUGAGUUUUCUUUAAUACCUCAGACAGAGGAUGUUUGUUUUACCAGAAGCACUUUAUUUUUUGUAACAAAUCCACAUCAGUGUUUCCUCCCUUCGCUUCCUCUUCGCUACCAAAGCGCUUAGAAGCUGGUCACCGUCUGCUGUGUGGCGUUUCAUCCUCUCAUGUAAAAAGUCCACAAGUUGCCGUCUUUGUUUAAUUUCAUUCUUUCAGUAGCUGAUUCGACUCAGCAUCUCAUUAUAUCACUCAGUGUGAAUUGUUCGGUUGAAUGUAUUAUGAAUAUAGUAACAGAAAAGCAUUUUGUUACUGUACAAACUUCUUGUUUUUCCCUCACUCCUGAUUUCAACUGUGUGCGAACAUGAGAGUGUGUCUGUGGGCACCAGUGUUUUUUUAUUUAAUUCAUUUUUUUUUAAGUCAUUGAGACUCUUGGAUGUGCAUUUAUUUCAUCUGAACACCAUGUCAGAGGUGCUUCUUCUACCUUUUUGCCAAGAGGACGUCAUGAUGAUACCAGCUCAUGUUUGUUUCUCAGUGAACUCUGUAUUUUCAUGAGCCAAAGGCGGAUUAUUUAUGGAUUUAAUGUACAGAGGAAAUUGCAACUCGCCCUUUCUCUCCGCACCCCGUGUGUCAAUUUGCUACUGUAGACUGGUUUUCUCCUCUGCCAGAACUGACAAGCUGCUCAUCAAGUUCACCAGUGUCUGCUGGGAUAUAUGCUUCAGCAUGGUUUAGUGGGAAAUUAACUCUGACACCUGGUACGAUUGCUAAUCCCUCUGACUGUGAGCCUUUUAAAAGUGUAACACCCUGUAUAAUUAGUUUGGCCAUAUCAGCUUAAUCUCGGUUUUUGGCUUUGUGUUCUCCUACAUCACGCGAGUGUCAGUUUGGUGAAGAAUGACUGGUCAGUGUUGAAAUACUUAACUUAUUUAUGAACGUAGUGUCCUGUAGAGGAAGUUAAGCUCCAUAUUCUUGCUGUUGGAUAAUAAUUUAAAUAAUGUCAGAUGUGAUUGUACUGCCACCUAGUGGGACUCUGUUGCUAUGUCACUGUGUUACUCAAGGCGCAAAAAAGACAAAAAGAAACAAAACUGUGUGCAAGUGUUUUAUUUAAAAAAGACCAAUAAAAUCAAAACAAUA
Molecule: messenger RNA, 3306 nt
Organism: Betta splendens (Siamese fighting fish)
Lineage: Eukaryota; Metazoa; Chordata; Actinopteri; Anabantiformes; Osphronemidae
Gene: rgmb
Product: repulsive guidance molecule BMP co-receptor b
Exons: 3
Coding region: 448-1866 (472 amino acids)
Biological process (GO): BMP signaling pathway
Cellular component (GO): plasma membrane
Molecular function (GO): coreceptor activity
Source: RefSeq, a predicted model, not a curated record